Molecule: messenger RNA, 1681 nt
Organism: Eurytemora carolleeae
Lineage: Eukaryota; Metazoa; Arthropoda; Copepoda; Calanoida; Temoridae
Exons: 14
Coding region: 56-1585 (509 amino acids)
Source: RefSeq, a predicted model, not a curated record
AUCUAAGAAGCAAGGAAAAAGGAGCAAAAGUCGCAAAAACGAAAAAAUUCGAAAAAUGAAAAAGAUCCAAAAACCUCGAAAUAAAAAGAAUACUAGAGUACUGUGCCCUGUAGCAGCAUGUAUCAAUAAUCAGGCAACAGCCCUGAGCCUGGAGUUUUUGACUGUAAGAAAUUAUUUGGCCCAGUUCAGAAGAAUUGGAGUUAAACUAGCUGGGAUGGAAAAUAAAUACAAGAAACGAGAUUCUAGGGCCCAAACAGCCGCCCAUCUUCUGUCUAGGUUGGGAGGGGGAAAAGUUAUGGCGGGCCCUGGACCUCUUUGCAACGGACAAUUUAAUACAACCGACGCUCUUUCGGCCUAUAAUUUGUGUGAAGAAUUAUCUAGCUGUGAAGGGUUGAUUCAAGAAACCUGCGGUAAAUUCAACAUGGUUUCAGACACAACUCAGGUUGAACUAGACAGCUGUGCUGAAACUAUGUACUCUUAUCAGGAGAUGAGUUCUGCAUGUGGCGUGAUUGCCACGAAUUGCUCCUGCUGGGACGAAAUGUUGGCUGUUUCAUCGACGGUUAAGAAAUGCAACAUAGCUAAGAGUAUUGAGGAUGAUGUAACCCCUGUAUGGAGAGCUUGUAUGAGUAUGUUUUCUGAUUGCUCAAAGCUGGAAAAUCAGGCGCCAGCAAUCAUGCAAAAAUGUUUCACCUCACCUAUCAGAACGUUGAAUAGUUUAUCUUCUCUACUAGAUAUAGAAAUAUCUUUAACUAAAGUGGAAAAAAAAAUCUCAACUGUCCUAGCAACUUCAAGAAGAUUAGAACCAAAACAGUUAAUGGCAUGCGCGGGUUUUUUGCAGAAAACGUCUGAGUUUCUGAUAUUCUUUAGCUCUUCUAAUAUUGAGAGUGAAAACUCUAAACUGGGUCAGCUUAGUAGCGAGCUGGUCAGCCUCCAGGUUCAGGCCUGCUCAGCAAGUGAAUUGAUAACGCUUGACAUAUACAAAUCUUCAAUAUCUGGAUUUAUUACCAGCAUCAGAAAUCAAAUCAUCAAUGUUCAGCUAGUUCUAGACAUGUUAAAUCAGACCAAUCUGCUCACAACAUCUGCAUCAGCAACAACAGCAAUCACAACAACAUCGUCAGCAACAUUAUCAACUGUCUCUCAAUCAUCAAUAUCUUCAGCGUCAACUUUGGCAUCAUCAACACAAUCUUCUGUGGCAACAUCAACCUCACCAUCAGUAUCAGUAUCAUUAUCAGUAUCAGCACCAAACAAAGAAAUAUUAACAACAACGACAACAAAAACAACAACAACACAAUAUACUUCAUCAUCAAAAUCCCCAUCAACAUCAACAUCCACAAAAACCUCAACAUCGACAUCAACAUCUGCAUCAACAUCCACAAAAACCUCAACAUCAACAUCAACAUCCACAAAAACCUCAACAUCCACAAAAACCUCAACAUCAACAUCACCAUCAACAUCAAUAUCAACUUCAACAUCAACUUCAUCUUCAACUUCAACCUCAAGUGCAGGACAGCAGCUUGGUAGAGGUUGGGAGCGUUCUUGUCCAUACAGUGUUAAUAUUACACAGCUUGGAUUAAAUCGUGCCUGAGGAAUAAACACGCCUUGAGAUACCAACUAAAAUUUCUAAAUGUAAACCAAUCUUUUUAUUUAAACUUUAAAAAUAAUAAAAAAAAUUUAAUUUUUA